Messenger RNA from Triticum turgidum subsp. durum (durum wheat), 1398 nucleotides. Lineage: Eukaryota; Viridiplantae; Streptophyta; Magnoliopsida; Poales; Poaceae. The record is from the annotation of a GenBank genome assembly.
AUGUGGCACGUUUGUGAGGUGCGUAGGUGCAACGGCAUCAUGAUAUAUAGGUCACAUGGCAAGUGGAGGUUCAUGCUGGUGGUGGCGUACGGCGGCGGUGCAAGCUCUGCUGAGAUCUGGUGUGCGGUGGCGGCAGGCGGUGAAGGCUACAUUGGCGUGGGCCUUAGGAGGAUACGGCAGGAGCACAAAGUAAAGGAGCCAGUUAAAGCGGAACAGGAGCCUCCUUUGGCGCGAAAAAAGGAGCCCCCACCCUUGGCCACCACUAAUCUCUUACCCGGAAACAAAACACCGCCGCUGUUCUUGAUCCACCGACGACCAUUCUCCGGUGGGAAUUUUUCGGGGAGAUUGGAGGAUGUGUUGAUCGAUCCUAUUCUGUUGUUGGGAAUGCGCAACAGAGGCGGGCCGAGGGGGCCCGGCGCCACGAGGCCCGGAGGGCCGCCCAAGGUGCUCACCAUCGACGUGCCGGCGAUACCGCUAGACGAGCUCAACAAGAUGACCAACAAUUUCAGCGACAAGGCCCUCAUCGGCGAGGGUUCCAUCGGCCGCGUCUACAGUUGUACCCUUAGCGAUGGCCGCCCCGCCGUGAUCAAGAAGCUCGACCCCAGCGCCUCGCAGGAGUCCGACUCAGAAUUCUCUGCUCAGCUAGCAAUGGUCUCCAAGCUUAAGAACGAGUACUUCGUGGAACUCCUGGGCUAUUGCUUGGAGGAUGGCAACCGCAUGCUGGCCUAUCAGUUUGCGACCAUGGGUUCUUUGCAUAAUAUCUUGCACGGCAAGAAAGGAGUGCAGGGCGCUGAACCCGGGCCGGUGCUCAACUGGGCUCAGCGCGUCAAGAUAGCUUACGGAGCCGCGAGGGGAAUAGAGUACCUACAUGAGAAAGUCCAACCAUCGAUUGUUCAUCGAGAUAUUCGGUCGAGUAACAUCCUAAUAUUUGACGAAUUCAGCUCCAAGAUUGCCGACUUCAACCUGACAAACCAGGGUACGGAAUCCGCUGCCCGGUUACACUCGACUCGUGUGCUAGGAACAUUUGGAUACCACGCACCAGAAUAUGCUAUGACAGGGCAAAUCAACCAAAAGAGUGACGUCUACAGCUUCGGAGUGAUCCUACUAGAACUACUGACAGGAAGAAAACCGGUCGAUCACACCAUGCCCAAAGGGCAGCAAAGUCUUGUUACUUGGGCUACUCCAAGGUUGAGCGAAGAUAAAGUAAAGCAAUGUGUUGAUCCAAAGCUCAACAGUGAGUACCCACCAAAAGCCGUCGCCAAGCUAGCAGCAGUGGCAGCGCUGUGCGUUCAGUACGAAUCCGACUUCAGACCGAACAUGACAAUCGUCGUGAAGGCAAUACAACCCCUUCUCAACCAAAAACCGGCUGGACCCACCACCGAGGCACCGAGACCCUGA